Molecule: messenger RNA, 4065 nt
Organism: Saccostrea cuccullata (small rock oyster)
Lineage: Eukaryota; Metazoa; Mollusca; Bivalvia; Ostreida; Ostreidae
Exons: 3
Coding region: 1-4065 (1354 amino acids)
Molecular function (GO): GTP binding
Source: RefSeq, a predicted model, not a curated record
AUGGCGGCAGCAAGUACACAGAAUACGUCUAUUGAAGUCUUAUUCAUUGGAGAAUGUGGAUCUGGAAAAAGCACCACUAUUAAUAGUCUUCUGGGAAAGGAAGUGACCAAAGGAGCAGACAAUUCCAAAACAGGGAUACAAGAUUCUAAAGAAGAAGACGGAACUGAAACACUAAUAUACCAUAGAAGAGGCAUACCUAAACAAACAAAAAUAUUAAAUGCUGAGGUAAAAUUUGCUAUACCUGAACAAGGAACUGAAGAAAAAUCAAGCUAUCAAAUAGAUACAUCAGCAAAUAUUAAGACAUUUAAUGCUGAGGAACAAGAUACUAAAGUCAAAGAAGGAUUUGAAGAGACAUCACAUCAUCAAUCAGACAUACCAGCAACUAUUGAAAUAUUGAACUCUGAGGAUAAAGGUUCCAAAGCCAAAAACGAUUCAGAAGUAAAAACGAUCCAUCAAGUAAAUACACCAGCAAAUAUUGAGACAUUGAACGCUGAGGAACAAGAUUCUAAGGACCAAAAAGAAGCGAAAGACAAAUCCAACCUUCAAAUAGGUUCACCAACAAGCACUAAGACAUUUAACCCUGGGGAACAAGAUUCUAAUGCAAAAAAGGGAACAGAUAAGAAAUCCGACCAACAAGUAGAUAUACCAACAAAUAUUGAGAAAUUUAACGCCGAGGAACAAAAUUCUAUAGCCAAAAAAGGAAUGCAAGAGAUAUGCAGCCAACCAGUUUAUGAAUCAACCAACAUUGAGACACUGAACCCCGAUGAACAAGAUUCUAAAGUCAUAACAGGAGCUGAAGUGAUAUCCAACCAUCGAGUAAAUACACCAGCAAAUACUGAGACAUUGAAUCUUGGGAAAGAAGAUUCUGAAGCCAAAGACGGAAAGGAGAAGAAAUUCAACAACCAAGUAGAUAUACUAACAAAUGUUAAGACAUUAAACGCUAAGAAAGAAGAUUCCAACCCCAAAGAAGGAACUGAAGAGAAAUCCAACCAUCAAAUAGGUAAAUCAACAAACAUUGAGUCUUCUAACCCUGGGAAACAAGAUUCAAAAGCAAAGGAAGAAACUUUAGCGGAAUCGAACCACCAAGCAGAUAUACCAGUAAAAAUUGAGACAUUGAACUCUGAAGAACAUAACACUGAAGCCAAAAUAAUAACUGAUGGAAAUGAAGAGAAUUCCAACAAUCAAAUAGGUACAUCAACAGACAUUGAGACAUUAAACUCUGCGGAACAAAAACAUACAGACAAAGAUGGAACUGAUGAGAAAUCCAACUAUUAUAUCGAGGAAUCAACAAACAUUGAGACAUUGAACGCUGAAGAAAACGGUUCUAAAGCAAAAGAAGAAAAUAAAGAGAUAUCCAACCAUCAUGCAGAUAUAUCAGCAAACAUUGAGACAUUGAACUCUAAGAAAGAAGAUCCUAGAACCAUUGAAGGAACUGAAGAGAAAUCCAACUAUCAAAUAGGAAAAUCAACAGACAUUGAGUCAUCUAAUCCUGAGGAACAAAAUACUAAAGCCAAAGAAGGAAUUGAAGAGAAAUCCAACCAUCAAAUCGAUGAAUCAACAAACAUUAACACAUUGAACUCUGAGGAACAAGAUUCUAAAGGCAAAGAGGGAACAGAAAAGAACUCCAACCAUCAAAUAGGUACAUCAACAAACACUGAAGCAUUAAACCAUGACAAAAAGGAUUCUUAUGCCAAAAAAGAUACGGAAGUGAUAUGUAUCCACCCAGUCUAUGAAUCUAAUAACACUGAGACAAUGAAUUCUGAGGAACAAGAUUCUAAAGUCAAAGAAGGAAAUGAAGAGAAAUUCAACCAUCAAGUAGAUAUACCAACAAGUAUUGAGACAUUGAAAUCUAAGGAACGAGACUCCAACACCAAAGUAGGAACAGAAGAGAACUCCAAACAUCAUAAACGUACAUUAACAAACACUGAGACAUUUAACCCCGACGAACAGGAAUCUAAUUCCAAAAAAAUAACAGAAGAAAUAUGCAUCCAUCAAGUCGAUGAAUCAACCAACAUUGAGACAAUGAACUCCGAGGAACAGGAUCCUAAAGUCAAUGCAGGAACUGAAGAGAAAUUCAAUCGUCAAGUAGAUAUACCAAGAAGUAUUGAGACAUUGAACUCUAAGGAACGAGACUCCAACACCAAAGAAGGAAAUGAGAAAUCCAACCAUAAAAUAGGAAAAUCAACAGACAUUGAGUCAUCUAACCUUGAGGAACAAAAUACUAAAGCCAAAGAAGGAACAGAAGAGAAAUCCAACCAUCAAAUCGAUGAAUCAAAAAACAUUAACACAUUGAAUUCUGAGGAACAAGAUUCUAAAGGCAAAGAUGGAACAGAAGAGAAAUUCAACCAUCAAAUAAGUACAUCAACAAACACUGAGACAUUUCACCCUGUCGAACAGGAUUAUAAUGGCAAAGAAGGAACUGAAGAGAAAUUCAACGAUCAAGUAGAUAUAUCAACAAGUAUUGAGACAUUUAACUCUAAGGAACGAGACUCCAACACCAAAGAAGAAACAGAAGAGAACUCCAACCAUCAAAAAGUUACAUCAACAAAUACUGAGUCAUUUAAUCCUGACGAACAAAAUACUAAAGGCAAAGAAGGAACUGAAGAGAAAUCCAACCAUCAAAUCGAAGAAUCAACAAAUAUUGAGUCAUCUAACCCUGGGAAACAAGAUUCAAAAGCAAAAGAAGAAACUAUAAAGGAAUCCAAUGAUCAUGCAGAUAUACCACUAAAUAUUGAGACAUUGAACUUUGAAGAACAAAACACUAAAGCCAAAAGAAAAACUAAUGGAAAUGACGAGAACUCCAACCAUCAAAAAGGUACAUCAACAAACACUGAGACAUUUAACCCUGACGAAAAAAAUUAUAAUGGCAAAGAAGGAACCGAAGAGAAAUUCAACGAUCAAGUAGAUAUGUCAACAAGUAUUGAGACAUUGAACUCUAAGGAACGAGACUCCAACAACAAAGAAGAAACAGAAGACAACUCCAACCAUCAAAAAGGUACAUCAACAAACACUGAGACAUUUCACCCUGACGAACAGGAUUAUAACGGCAAAGAAGGAACCGAAGAGAAAUUCAACGAUCAAGUAGAUAUAUCAACAAGUAUUGAGACAUUGAACUCUAAGGAAAGAGACUCCAACACGAAGGAAGGAAAUGAAAAGAAACCCAACGAUAAAUUAGGUAAAUCGGCAAAAAUUGAGUCAUUUUACGCUGGUGAACAAGAUUCUAAAGCAAAGGAAGAAACUGAAGAGGAAUCUAACCAUCAAGGUACUGAAUCAACAAACAUUGAGACAUUGAACCCCAAGGAGCAAUAUCCUAAAGCCAAAGAAGAAACUGAAGAUGAAUCAGAAAAUAUGAAGACAUUUUCAGCUGUAAAACAAGUUUCUAAAGGCAAUGAAAGAAGUGGAAGGACAAUUAACGAUAAAAAGAAUUUAUCUAAUAAGGUGUCAGAAAGAGUUAUUAUACCCAAUAGAUCAGAAGACAUCAAUCAAACUGCUACAAAUGAGGGUAAAGCAAUGGAUCCUGUUAGAGACAAUGUGAAAAAAAAUUCCACUCACGAAGAAAAAAAAAAUGAUUGUCUAAUUUUAGAAAUGAACAGAGAAGAGUAUGCCAUGAGUGAGAACUUGAUCACUCUUUACGAUACACCGGUUUUAAAAGAAGCUGUUGAUACUAUUGUUUAUGAAAGAAAAUAUUUUCAUGCGGUUGCACUUGUGUUCCCAAUGACAAGAUAUACAGAGGAGAGAAAAACAUUUUUAAAAAAUGUCCUGGAACUUUUUGGAGAUGAACUAUUUGAACACUUAAUUAUAAUUUUCACUAAACCUGAAAACUUAGUAGUAAAAGACGAGAUAGAAGGACUAUCAAAACAGGAUAAAUUGUUUGAAAAAUUUCUAACAAAGACAGGAGAAAGAUAUAUUGUGUGUUCUAAAGAUCAUAGUGAAAGGAAUGAAUUUUGCAAUUCUUUUUAUGAGAAGCUGAAAGAAAUAUUAUGCAAACAUGGACAAAAACGCAUAACCAUGAAAAGGAAGAAAACUGUUCUUUCUGCUUUUAAACGUUUGAUAAGAAUCACAUAA